Carya illinoinensis is the source of this 531-nucleotide messenger RNA. RefSeq names its product formin-like protein 6. The transcript is spliced from 4 exons. Lineage: Eukaryota; Viridiplantae; Streptophyta; Magnoliopsida; Fagales; Juglandaceae. The coding region runs from base 69 to 335 and encodes 88 amino acids. The record is from RefSeq and is a predicted model, not a curated record.
CAAUUGGAGGUGUCGUUGGACGACUGAGAUGGCGUUGCUGCUCAAGUUCUUUUUUCGGAAGCCGCCCGAUGGGCUUCUUGAGAUCUCUGAGCGAGUCUACGAUUGACCACCGGCGGGCAUAUAACUGUGAAAUCAUGCUUUCAAAGGUGAAAGUAUCAUUGCAUGACUUAGUGGAUGAAAUUGACAUAUUGUGGAAUGCUAAGGAUCAAUUUCCGAAGGACUUCAGAGCAGAGAUGGAUGCCGCUGCUUCUACAGUAGCGGGUGAUAUCUCAAGCUUUGAGGAGGAGGGCCUUCCAGUGGAAGCAUUUGCAAAAGUUCAAGAGUUCUUCAGUUGAGGACUGAUCGAAGUUGCCAGGGCCUUCCAGUUGAAGUGUUUUAUUUAAAAAUUUGAAAAUGUUGUAAUGAUUACAUAAAAAAGUUGAAAACUUGGAAUUGAAAAAUUUUUGCGUCUAAAUGAUGUUUUGAUAUUGAGAUGAGAUGGUUUGAGAGAUUUGUGUAUCCAAACAAAACCUAAGGACACUUUUACGGCAA